This is a messenger RNA of Stegodyphus dumicola, 1196 nucleotides long. Its product is annotated as cytochrome P450 4V2-like. Lineage: Eukaryota; Metazoa; Arthropoda; Arachnida; Araneae; Eresidae. The record is from RefSeq and is a predicted model, not a curated record. Gene Ontology annotation, molecular function: iron ion binding; monooxygenase activity; heme binding.
AUCGGAAAUUGUUAUGGAAAGGAUGGUGAAUCCACAAUAUUGGGUAGAAUGGAUUUUUGGACUUACAAAAUGGGGUAGACAGUUCAGACGUGAUUUAAAGCUCUUGCACAACUUUACAAGAACAGUCAUUCAAGAAAAGAAAAAGAAACUUUUGUGUGGAGACGCUGAAAUUACUAAAAGGAAAAGGAAAGCAUUAAUGGAUUUGUUGCUAGAACAUCACUUAGAAACAAAGAGCCUUAGCGAGGAAGAUAUCAGAGAAGAGGUUGAUACAUUCACUUUUGAGGGCCAUGACACCACUUCUAUGGGUAUAAGUUGGGCUUUGUAUCUAAUAGGACUCCACGAAGAUGUCCAAGCAAAAUUGCAUGAAGAAAUGGACAGAAUAUUUGGAGAUGACACUGAGAGACCUGUGACCACAGAUGAUCUGAAAGACAUGAAUUACCUCGACUGUGUGCUAAAGGAAUGCCAAAGGCUGUAUCCUUCGGUACCUAUGAUAGCAAGACAUGCUACUGAAGAUACCAAGUUUUGUGGUUACACUAUACCUAAAGGAGCUUCAUGUACGGUAUUAACUUACGAACUGCAUCGCGACAAGGAUGUUUUCCCAGAUCCGGAAAGAUUUGAUCCUGAUCGUUUCCUACCAGAAAAUUCUCUUAAUCGCCAUCCUUAUGCUUAUAUCCCAUUUUCCGCGGGUCCAAGAAAUUGCAUCGGUCAGAGAUUUGCUAUCAUGGAAGAAAAGACUGUAGUCUGUCAUAUUUUAAGAAACUAUACGUUGGAGUCACUGGAUCCAAGGGAUAUCAUAUCACCAGCAGCGGAACUUAUUCUACGGUCAUCAACACCCAUCAGAGUUAAAUUUAGGUCCAGAUAUCCGAAAGAAAGUCGAAGCGAUGGGAAAAAUUUAUUACUAGCAACAGUAUAAAAUAAUUUACAACGUCAUUUUAAAUUGAUUAUAUAAUCACGCAUGUUUAAUCUAACUGAUUGUACCAAUAACAAUUAAAGCACUUAUUUUUAAAGAAAAACUUUUGUUUAAAAACUUAAGCGAUAAUACGAGAUGAUAUUCGAGAUAUUGUUUCAGAACUUGAUUUGUAAAAUAUUUUGAAGAACAUCGAUGAUUGCCCUUAUUUUAUCCGAACAGGAAAAGGUGAACAGUAUUAUUAGAAACGAACGCUUGUAAUUGUAAAUAAAAUUAUGUUUUAAUUUGA